This is a messenger RNA of Melozone crissalis (California towhee), 1038 nucleotides long. RefSeq names its product ER membrane protein complex subunit 4 (gene EMC4). The transcript has 5 exons. The record is from RefSeq and is a predicted model, not a curated record. Gene Ontology annotation, cellular component: EMC complex. Bases 16 to 543 code for a protein of 175 amino acids. Gene Ontology annotation, biological process: protein folding in endoplasmic reticulum. Lineage: Eukaryota; Metazoa; Chordata; Aves; Passeriformes; Passerellidae.
UGACGCGGCGCAGCGAUGGCGGCGGCAGCGGCGGCGCUGCGGGGCCGGCGCUUCAAGUGGGCCCUGGACCUGGGGGCGGCGCCGGGGGCUCGGCCCCGCGGAGCCGCCGAGGGCCGCGGCCCGCUCGGCUUCGCUGACCGGCAGCUGGGGGAGGGCGGCGUCCACGAGAGCGAUAAGAUCCUCAUGGAGAAGCGCUGCUGGGACGUGGCUCUGGCACCGCUGAAGCAGAUCCCCAUGAACCUGUUCAUCAUGUACAUGGCCGGCAACACCAUCUCCAUCUUCCCGGCCAUGAUGGUCUGCAUGAUGGGUUGGCGCCCGCUGCAGGCCCUCAUGUCCCUGUCUGCCACCCUGAAGGCCCUGGAGAGCUCCAGCCGGCGGGCGCUGCAGGGGCUCGUGUUCCUGGUGGGCAACGGGCUGGGGCUGGCACUGGCCCUCUACAAGUGCCAGGCCAUGGGGCUGCUGCCCACCCGCCCCUCCGACUGGCUGGCCUUUGUCACCCCUCCGCAGCGAAUGGAGUUCACUGGGGGGGGCCUGAUCUUGUGACCCCCUGCGCCCACCCACCAAUAAAGGCAAUGGCAGGAUGGUGACAUCGUGUGACAUCGGGGAAUUUUGAGUGUUUGGGGACUAAAAAAUGUUUAUUGGGCUGCACUGGGGACACUGGGGCAGCACUGGGAGUGCCCUGGGAGCCUUGGGACCUGCACUGGGAGCAGUGGGAGCUCUGGGGCCUGUGCUGGGGCGUGCACUGGAGCUGCUCCCGGAGCCACAGGACCAUACUGGGAGCCAUACUGGAAACACUGGGAGUAUCCUUGUGGCACGCUUGGGGAGAGCUGCAGCCUGAGGCUGGCUCUGUGCUGGAAGCACUGGGUCCGCACUGGGAACACUGGGGAUCACAUCAGGAUCGGGAUCUGGCUGUAGGUCACGGUGGUGUCACACUGGGAGCCUGCCUGAAGAGCUGUGGCUCACCAGCACUGUGCUGGGAGUGCUGGAGGUGUGUUGGAGGCCCUGAGCACCUGCUGGGACUGUGGCAGCCCGCACUGG